This is a messenger RNA of Pteropus alecto (black flying fox), 1519 nucleotides long. RefSeq names its product RAB11B, member RAS oncogene family (gene RAB11B). Gene Ontology annotation, biological process: regulated exocytosis; constitutive secretory pathway. Gene Ontology annotation, molecular function: GTP binding; GTPase activity. Lineage: Eukaryota; Metazoa; Chordata; Mammalia; Chiroptera; Pteropodidae. Bases 119 to 775 code for a protein of 218 amino acids. The record is from RefSeq and is a predicted model, not a curated record. Gene Ontology annotation, cellular component: recycling endosome. The transcript is spliced from 5 exons.
GUGCCACCCACCGCUGAUUGGUCAUCAGGCCGCCGCUCUGUGCGGCGCCGGCUCCGCCCCCGUCGGGUGUUUGUGGUGGGGCUGCGGAGUCGCCGAUCCCGCCGGAAGCGCCAGGACAAUGGGGACCCGGGACGACGAGUACGACUACCUAUUCAAAGUGGUGCUCAUCGGGGACUCGGGUGUGGGGAAGAGCAACUUGCUGUCUCGUUUCACCCGCAACGAGUUCAACCUGGAGAGCAAGAGCACCAUCGGCGUGGAGUUCGCCACCCGCAGCAUCCAGGUGGACGGCAAGACCAUCAAGGCACAGAUCUGGGACACCGCUGGUCAGGAGCGCUACCGCGCCAUCACCUCUGCGUACUACCGUGGAGCAGUUGGCGCGCUGCUGGUGUAUGACAUCGCCAAACACCUGACUUACGAGAACGUGGAGCGCUGGCUGAAGGAGCUGCGGGACCACGCUGACAGCAACAUUGUCAUCAUGCUGGUGGGCAACAAGAGCGACCUGCGCCACCUGCGGGCUGUGCCCACUGACGAGGCUCGUGCCUUUGCAGAGAAGAACAACCUGUCCUUCAUCGAGACCUCAGCCUUGGACUCCACCAACGUGGAGGAAGCUUUCAAGAACAUCCUCACAGAGAUCUACCGUAUCGUGUCACAGAAGCAGAUUGCAGAUCGCGCAGCACACGACGAGUCUCCCGGCAACAACGUGGUGGACAUCAGCGUGCCGCCCACUACCGACGGACAGAAACCGAAUAAGCUGCAGUGCUGCCAGAACCUGUGACCACCCUGCGCCUCAUUCGAGUGUGCGUGCACGUCCUCGUCCUCUGCCCGCCCCUCACCGCGCUGUCCUCCCUGCCCUGACCCUCUCUGCCCCUCUGUGACCGGCUCCCACUCGCCCAUCGAACUCCAUACAGCCAGCUGGGGCUUAGGAAGAACAGGAGUCAAGCGGUACCUCCUGACCCUGCAUCCCUGGAAAGCUCAAAGCUCCAGCUGCUUCACCUGCUCUUCUUGGGUCCCAGUGGGCCUCUGGGCAGGGCGGGGAGGGUGGCAGGAUGGACAGGGCCAGCCAGAGGCAAGAGGAUGGGCACACUGAACAGGCUUCUUCAUUUUUCACAGCAGGCUCCAGGGAGCAAUUGCCUCCUCCCUCUGACCAGUUGGCCCAGCUGGCCCUGGUCCACACCCAGAAACCCCUUGUGGGCUGAAGCCUGAAGAGCAGGAAACCAGGGAUCUGGUGCAGGCAGAUACAGGCUCCAGGGAACCCCCUCCCCACGCACAGCCAGCACCGGCACACAUCUUUGACCUCCAGCCUCUUUCGUGCGUGCGUGCGUGCGUGCGUGCGUGCGUGCCUCUAGCUCCUGCCUGUAGGUUUAUGCUGGGAGAAGACCCCCUCCCCAUUUCCCCUCCUUUUUGCACGCAGCGCGCUCCCCACCCCUUCCUGUGCCCUCCCCUCUGUCUUGUCUCCCUGUCUGGUCAGGAACCUGUUUGCAAGUGAAGCAAUAUCUCCGUGUUUUGUAUAUACAACCGC